AUGGAAUCGCCCGUAGCGGGCAUUAGCAGAGGGCCCGCAGUGAGUUUUUCGCGUGGCCCGGCGCCCUGCGGCUUCCUGGACCGCCCCCCGCCGCCCCCCGACCCCGCCGGCGGCCCCUGCCGCCCGCAGCCUGGAGCACCUCCGGGCCGUCUGCAGCAGCCGAGCGCGGAGCGGCGCGGCGCCGGCUGGGCUCCCUGGUCCACGUGGAGCGCCUGCUCGCGCACCUGCGACGGCGGCGUCGCCUCGUCGCUGCGCCGCUGCCAGGCCGCCGCCGGCUGCGUCGGCGAGUCCAUCCGCUACAAGAUAUGCAACAUGCAGGCGUGCCCCGAGCCGGGCGACUUCCGCGCGCAGCAGUGCGCCUCAUUCGACAAGGAGCCGUGGAGGGGCGCCGAGCUGCGCUGGUUGCCGCACCAGCAGGAGGCGGCGCCGUGCGCGCUCACGUGCCGCGCGACGCGGCCCGACGGCUCGCACGUGGUCGCCACGCUGGCGGCCCGCGUGCAGGACGGCACGCGCUGCCGCUCCGGCUCGCUCGACAUGUGCAUCAGUGGCCAGUGCCAGCGCGUCGGCUGCGACCUGCGCAUCGGCUCGUCGAAGCGCGUCGACGCGUGCGGCGUGUGCGGGGGCGACGGCUCCUCCUGCGCCAAGCCGCUCUUCCACUGGGAGCACGCCUCGGCCUCGCUCUGCUCGGCGCCCUGCGGCGGCGGGCGCAAGAUGUCUCGCCCGGUGUGCCGGAACCGUGUGACGGGCGCAGAGGCGGACGAGAAGCUGUGCAACGCCUCCCAGAAGCCGCCGCGCCUCUUCCUCAGCUGCAACGCACACCGGUGCCCGGCAAAGUGGGUGCCCGACCCCUGGGGACCCUGCUCUGCGACCUGCGGCAGCGGCCACCGGCGGCGAGGCCUGCGCUGCCUGCAGCAGGAGGGCAACGGCAGCCUCACGCUGGUUCCUGAGUCGGAGUGUCGCGGCCCGGCGCCACACCAAGAGGAGAGCUGCAAGGCCGCCGACUGCCCCACCUGGAGGGCCACGCCCUGGUCUCCCGUGAGUGCCGCCCGCUUUUACUGCUGCCGCCUGCCCAGCGCAUUAUGCUCGGCGACGUGCGGUGCGGGUGUGCAGACGCGCGCCAUAACGUGCGGCGACGCGGCGUCGCCGGCGCCCCCGGCGCUCUGCGACGCGGCGACGCGCCCCGUCCAGAAGCAGGCCUGCCACUCCGGCGUCGUCUGCCCAGGGCCCGUCUACCGCACAGGAGAAGAAGAGGAGGCGCUUCCGGGACAGGACCACACGCAGCCCUUGGUGCAACCGUAUCCGCCCACGGACGGCAGCUUCAUGGCAGGAAAAUGGGGCCCUUGCAGUGUAACUUGUGGUAUUGGAAUUCGCACGCGUGAUGUAUACUGCAGAAUAUAUUUGGAAUUCUCAAAAGCUUAUGCCAAGAUGCCUGAUGAAAACUGCCAAGGACCAAAGCCAUCAGAGUUUGAAAAAUGUAAAAUGCAGCCUUGUGAAGAUCAGAGCAUGAAUGAUACACUUCGAGAUGGCACACAGAGGGACCCAGCUUCGACAUCUCACAUCUCCCAUGGAGAUCCAGACAUAAAAGUGAAGGUUGCUCCUGGAUCGUCUGGGCCAUAUUCGUGGAAGUCACAAGGCUUCACUCACUGCAGCGCUUCCUGCUUAGGAGGUGUCCAAGAAUCCUUGAUAUCCUGUGUACAAGACAACAACCAAAAGACAGUGAGUCCGUAUUUGUGUGACAAAGAAACCAGACCGGAAGUACUGAUACGAACAUGUAAUGAUCACCCUUGUCCUCCACGGUGGAACUAUUCUGACUUUCAGCCUUGUUCAAAGCCAUGUGGCAUUGGAAUAAGGACAAGAGAAGUUAUGUGCAUACAUGAAGUCACAAGAGGUGGAGGAAACACUGUGAUAGUGCCUAACAACAUGUGUCCACAACCACCUCCUCCAGACAGGCAAUACUGCAAUGUCUUAGACUGCCCAGUGAAGUGGCACACAAAACCGUGGUCUAAGUGCUCGAAACCUUGUGGUGGGGGUAUAAAAACAAGAGAAGUUGAGUGCCUGCAAGUAAUGGCCCAGAACCAUAUAGUGCCACGUCCUACAUCACAAUGUCCUGCAUCUAAACCAGCUGACAAGAAGCCAUGUAACACUAAAGCUUGUUCUACACAUUCUGAUCGACCAAUUAUUGAUACUGAAAACAAAACUUUUAUCCAAAAGAACUCAAAUGACAAGAAAGUAAGUUUGAAGAUAGGAGGACAAGCAGUGGUGUUUGCAGGUGUUCAGGUGAAGAUAAGAUGCCCUGUUAGAAGAUUUAACAGAACGAAGAUCCAAUGGGAAAAAAAUAAUACACAGAUAGUAAACUCAAAGAAAUUUAAAAUAACAAAGAAAGGAGCAUUGAGGAUUCAGAACUUAAAUUUCAGAGACAAUGGAAAAUAUAGUUGUAUUGCUGGAUUAUCCAGGGCAGAUCUCUUCCUUUCUGUAAAGCAGCCUCUAGUGACAAGUUCAGAAGAACUGGAAAGGCAUUCACAUAAUCGUUUGCAGCAACAGAUGCCUAUGAACGAUAAGAACAUACAGAUGACAGGAGCAAGACGGGACCUUUUCUCACAAGACUUGAGCCAUGAGACACAACCAGAAGGUCAAAUGAAGCUAGGACGAACAUGGGCAUCCCAAUCAAGUUCAUCUACUCUUCAGCCUUCCCUUUCAUCACCAGAACCUCCAGGAGUUAAGUUGGGCGAGUUCAGUGCACCAACUAGUUCACCUGGCUCACUGGAGGAUCACAGUCCACAACUGUCAUCUGCAAGUUCAGGAAGUUCAAGAGCGGGUGUCCCUGCAAUGCCACAUUUCCAGCAACUGCUAGAAGGUUUGCAGGAAUUUUUACCUUUCCAGGCUUUCAGCAGCCCCAGGGGCCUUCGAACAAUUCCAGAAACUGCUGUAACAUCAUUUGGAACUAAAAGACAAAAUGAGGAAGAGGAAGAAUAUGGAGACGAUUAUUUUGAAUAUGACAAUGAGAAUCCUGUGUUUCAACUGGGAGAGCAGGAUAACAUUACUGAAGAGUCAACAGAGGAGCCAGUUAUCUCUCUCAGAGAAAAUUUAAAAUUUGACUGGAUGAUCACAGAGUGGUCCAAAUGUUCACAGACAUGUGGCAAUGGUGGAUUUCAGGUACGAGCUGCUCACUGCAUGCUUCAUGUUAAUGGAAGCACCCAGAGUGUUGAGAAUAGGCUGUGUGAGGAUGCGGGACUGCCAGUUCCUCCAACAAUGCAAAACUGUGGACUGGAAUUCUGUCCACAUUGGACAGCAGGAAACUGGUCACUCUGUGAGGAAUCGAGGUGCUUUACGUGGAACACAGCUAUGCAGCGCAGAGAUGUUACAUGUUUGCUGAGUAAUGGAACAGAAGUUAAUGGCUUGUGCAAUGAAUCAGAAAAACCUCCAGUAAGACAAGAGUGCUAUAAUGAUAAGUGUAAAGGAACAUGGAAAGUGGGAGAGUGGUCUGAAUGUACUGCACCAUGUGAGAUGCAAGGUAUAAAAUAUCGCAUUCUGCAGUGUGUGUGGUAUGGAACUAAGAAACCAGCAGGCAAUGCAUGCCGUGAACAGCCUCGACCACCAGUCAUGAAAGUUUGCAUGGGACCUCCUUGUGCUCAAGUGUUAGAAUGCAAGGAUCAGUCAAAAUACUGUCAGAUAGUGAGAACCAUGAAAGUGUGUGGUAUGUACCAAUACCAGUAUCAGUGUUGUCAGUCCUGCCGCAGUAAAGGUUAAUCUGGCAGAUUCAGUCAACUGUUUCUGCAAGAAGAGGGAAAACAUCUGUGUAUCACUAAAGUUAAAUAAAAGCAAGAUACAGACUGCGUACUACACAGUGAUGAUAUUCCUCUUUGAAAGAUGUAAAUAUUCUUGGGCAUUGGUAGUAGUGAUGUGGUCUCAGAAUUCUGUGUGUGAUUUUUUUUUUAACAGUGUGCUAAUGUUCUGCUUUUACCUUCAUAUGAAACACCAUAAUUUUGUGCUAUGUUUAUACCAACAUGUUUACACAUGGCUACAUUUCCUCUGUAUAAAUGAUCAAAACUUGUAAUAUUUCCAUGUGAACUUUAGUUGUGGACAUUGGAAUAUGUGCUAUAGCGUGUGAAAAUUUACCACAGUCCAAGUGAAAACAUUUCACAAACAGUUAUGACUUCACCUGAGAGUGUCUUACAUUGGCAAAAUCAGUGAUGUCAGCAAAAUAAAGGAAAAGCUGGCUCUUAAACUGUUGCCAAUAUAUUUGUUUUAAUAUGCCCAUCUUAAAUUUUCAUAUAGCUACACAAGUUGAAAUUCUUGUUCCACAUUCCAAAGAAUUUAUAUUUAUAAGUGUAAAUAAAAUAUCAAGAAAAUAAUGAACAUUGAGACUGUCAGAUUAAUGAAGACAAAACUAAAUGUGUGAAGUGCAGUGGAUUCUAUAUUUCCUAUUUACAUAAUAAAUCUGAAGUAUCUCUUCAGAAAAUUGCUAUUGUGCUGUCUAACUGAUUUUAUGCUUUGCAUGAGGAAAAAACUAAUCCCAGAGUAAAUAUGGGGCCAUCGUUCAUUUUUGUACACCAAAGGGAAGAUUAAAAAUGCAGAGUUUGUUAUCAUAGAAACUUCUGAUUUAGGACAUAUUCCAGAAUAGUCAUAAGUAUCUGAGUUACUGUAAAUAUUGAUAUUGGAAUAAUUCCUUUGAUACUGUUGUAAUCUUAAUAAAGUUUAAUUGGUCAUAUGUAAUUUUGCAAGUAAUUCAAAGAAUCAUUCUCAAAAUAUUCUGGUAUCCACAUCUAAUUACUUGAAAAAAUUGUGGGAAGAACAUAAAUGCAGCGUAAUUGCAACAUAA
This is a messenger RNA of Schistocerca piceifrons (Central American locust), 4819 nucleotides long. RefSeq names its product protein madd-4-like. Gene Ontology annotation, molecular function: metalloendopeptidase activity. Bases 1 to 3747 code for a protein of 1248 amino acids. NCBI's taxonomy places the organism in Eukaryota, Metazoa, Arthropoda, Insecta, Orthoptera, Acrididae. Gene Ontology annotation, cellular component: extracellular matrix. The record is from RefSeq and is a predicted model, not a curated record. Gene Ontology annotation, biological process: extracellular matrix organization. The transcript has 23 exons.